CGGAGCCGCUCCGCUCGCCGCUCCCCCGCACCGCGCGCCCGCCCGGGGCCGCAGACGGCGCGCAGCGCAGCCCAGCCGAGCCUCGCGGGGCCGCCGCCAGCCCUGCCGGCCGCCUCCCGAGCCUCCCGGGGGCGCCGGGCCUGCCGCCCCCCGCGGCCCGCAGACAGCUCCGCGGGAACCGGCGGGCGCACCGCGCUCCUCGCCGCCGCCGCCGCCGCCGCGCGCGUCCUAGGGCCCUAGAGGCCACGGGCAGGAUGCUCCGGGUCCUGGUGGGGGCCGUCCUCCCCGCAAUGCUGCUGGCCGCUCCGCCGCCCAUCAACAAGCUGGCACUGUUCCCGGACAAGAGCGCCUGGUGUGAGGCCAAGAACAUCACCCAGAUCGUGGGCCACAGCGGCUGCGAGGCCAAGUCCAUCCAGAACAGGGCGUGCCUAGGACAGUGCUUCAGUUACAGCGUUCCCAACACCUUCCCGCAGUCUACGGAGUCCCUGGUUCACUGCGACUCCUGCAUGCCGGCCCAGUCCAUGUGGGAGAUCGUGACCUUGGAGUGCCCCGGCCACGAGGAGGUGCCCCGGGUGGACAAGCUGGUGGAGAAGAUCGUGCACUGUAGCUGCCAAGCAUGUGGCAAGGAGCCCAGCCACGGGCUGAGCGUCUACGUGCAGGGCGAGGACGCGCCGGGCUCCCAGCCGGGCACCCGUCCCCACCCCCACCCGGGCGGGCAGACCCCCGAGCCCGAGGAUCCCCCCGGGGCCCCCCACGUGGAGGAAGAGGGGGCUGAGGACUGAGGCCCCAACUCCUCCUCCCCUCUCAUCCCCUGUGGAAUGUUGGGUCUCAACCUUGGGGGAGCGGUGGGGAGACAGGCCGGAGCCCCCCUUUGGCACUGGAUGGACUUGGAUUCAGACUUGGACUUGGAACGCUUUCCCGUUGCCGUGGAGAUCUGAAGGGAGGGGUUGGGGCCAAGCUGCACAAUUUAAUAUAUUCAAGAGUGAGGGGAGGUAGCAGAGGUCUUCAGGGUUCUUUUUCGGAGCGGGUGGGUGGUUCUCUUCCUUUCUGCCUCCUAGAGAUAUGCCUGUGGGGGCAGGGAGAGGUUGGCUAAGCUGCUGCGGUGGGUGUGAGGUCCUCACCGUCCUGGUGGGGCGGGGCCCCUGACGUUCAGAGGGUGGAGUGGGGCCCCUGGGCUGAGGGUCGGUGCCUUGCCAGCAGCAGCCUUGAGGAAGGGGCUGGGUCCAGGCUAGGAAGACCACUGGCAGAAGCUCGAGCCCCAUAGGUUUCCCCAAAGGUCUCUCGUCCCCAGGAGAGCUUCUCCCCAUUGGCACCAAAAUGGCCCUCCCUCGAUCGUGUGCUUGGGAGUCAGGUCUGGGCAGGACCCUGCUGACUCAGGGCCCUGGAGCCGAGGCCUUUCUGGCCUCCUUGGCUUUCCAGGGGGUGGAGGAAGGCAAGGGAGGAGCUUACCUGGGCGGGG
This is a messenger RNA of Mustela erminea (ermine), 1459 nucleotides long. RefSeq names its product neuroblastoma suppressor of tumorigenicity 1. NCBI's taxonomy places the organism in Eukaryota, Metazoa, Chordata, Mammalia, Carnivora, Mustelidae. Gene Ontology annotation, molecular function: receptor ligand activity; BMP binding. The record is from RefSeq and is a predicted model, not a curated record. The transcript is spliced from 4 exons. Gene Ontology annotation, biological process: animal organ morphogenesis. The coding region runs from base 255 to 782 and encodes 175 amino acids.